Messenger RNA from Cuculus canorus (common cuckoo), 1122 nucleotides. RefSeq names its product serine protease 33-like. Bases 13 to 1089 code for a protein of 358 amino acids. The transcript has 6 exons. The record is from RefSeq and is a predicted model, not a curated record. Lineage: Eukaryota; Metazoa; Chordata; Aves; Cuculiformes; Cuculidae. Gene Ontology annotation, molecular function: serine-type endopeptidase activity. Gene Ontology annotation, biological process: proteolysis.
GGUCAUUUCGCUAUGGGGCAGCGCUGGGGGCGGCUCGGCCUGAGGCGGCGGCGGCUGCUGCUGCUGCUGCUGCUCCCGGGGCUGCUCGGGGGUUAUGGGGGGACGGUGGAAGCAGAAGAAUCAGUGCCGUGUGGGACCCCCGUGGGGCGCCGCGUGGUUGGGGGUUCGGGGGCGCAGGCCGGGCAGUGGCCGUGGCAGGCCAGCAUCGCCUUCCGCGGCCACCACGUUUGUGGGGGGGCCCUCAUCGCCCCCGCUUGGAUCCUCACCGCCGCCCACUGCUUCCCGCCGGAGAACCCGGUGUCGGAGUACCGGGUGACACUUGGGGCCCUACAGCUUUUGUCCCCCCCUCCGGACGCCCAAGUGCUUGGCGUGGCCUCUGUCACGAGACACCCGGCCUAUCGCGACGACGGCGAGCACGGGGACGUGGGGGGGGACCUGGCGCUGGCUCGGCUCGACCCCCCCGCCACCCCCAACCGCCUGGUGCGCCCCGUCUGCCUCCCCGGGCCCGGCACGCGCUUCCCGCCCGGCACCAACUGCACCUUCACCGGAUGGGGCCACAUCCGCACCGCCGUGCCGCUGCCGCCGCCGAAGCAGCUGCAGGAGGUGGUGCUGCCGCUGCUCAGCGCCCGUCGGUGCCGCUGCAUCCACCGCGCCGGAGGCACCGGAACGCCCGCGGCCGACACCCUCUGCGCCGGCCCCGAACGCGGCCAACGCGACGCCUGCCAGGGCGAUUCUGGGGGUCCCCUUUCGUGCCGUUUGGGGGGUUCGUGGCUCCUGGCGGGGGUUUCGAGUUGGGGCGCCGCCUGCGGGGACCGUCCCGGCGUUUACACGCGGGCGGCCGCUCACGCCGCCUGGAUCGCCGCCGCCGUCCCCGAAGCGCCGCUUCGACCCCCCCUGAACCCCUCUGAUGACGACGACGACGACGACGAUUUGGGGGUUCCGUGUCCCGACGACCUCGAGGAGAACCCCCCGGAUUGGCCGCGCCCCAUCGCGCCCGCGGAAGGGGGAAACGGGGGGCGCGCAGAGCCCCCCACCGCCCUCCUGCUGCUGCUGCUGCUGCUCGGCGCCGCCGCCGCCGCCGGCUACUGAAAGCGGAGCGUGGCUACCGAAAACGGGGCUCCG